This is a messenger RNA of Dreissena polymorpha, 5236 nucleotides long. RefSeq lists its product as uncharacterized. The transcript is spliced from 3 exons. Lineage: Eukaryota; Metazoa; Mollusca; Bivalvia; Myida; Dreissenidae. The record is from RefSeq and is a predicted model, not a curated record. The coding region runs from base 144 to 1838 and encodes 564 amino acids.
CAGAUCUCAGAGUUUGUUAGCAGACCGAUUGGACUUUUGUCAUCGAGAUAAAAUCAGUUUUAACCUCUGUGAUCGUGGUUGUGUGUGAAUUUUCGGGAGUUUAAAAUGAGUUUGUAUGAAAAUUUCACUAGCAGGCGGGGAAAAUGCCGGCGCUAAUGAGCACAGAUAAGUUCAUAAAGGCUGAGCGGAAGAACCGGCUGGAGGUGCACCGGCUGGGACUCCAGUGCCGCCACUAUGACAAGGAGACCGUACGCUUCAAUUACGAUAUCGAACGAGAAAAGCGGCACAUCACCAAAGCGUUCAAAGGUGUUAUUAAGACUUCCGGAGCAAGCGACCUUGGCAUCCCGCCGCGCAACGAGAAGGACACGGAUUACGAGAAAUGUCCUUCCUACAAACAGGGACUCAAGCUGAGCAACAAGCGUCUGCUGCAGUGGAGGGAGUGCGAAAAACAGCUGCUCAAGUUCAUAGAAAACCACGAGAAAGAGCGAGAGAAGCGAAACCGGAAGUUGGUGUUGCGCAAGCGCGAGACCGAGUAUGACGUCCUACCUCCAAAGCGUGUAGACGAACUCGAAGAUGAUGUGUUUGUUGAUAACGACUUAGACAGCUUAGUUACAAGUGAUAAAACAUCAAUAAGUGAGAUUAUCGGUGUCCGUGAAGAUUCCGCAAAUGUGAAUGAUGUUUUUGAUAUUAAACAGUGGGAAAAAGACGUCAUUGAAAGUUACAAAACGUCUGUCUGCAAGCACGCUUCCAGUAGUAAACCUGUCCACUCUACGCACACUUUAAGAUCACAAUCCUCACCGGCGUUUACGAAUGGAAAAGGUCAAUUUAACAAUUCGGAGAAGAAAGUAAGACCACACACUGCGCAUGAAAGGUCAAGGCCAUCUUCAGGCGGCUGGUCCCUACCGUCUCGACCUGUGUCAGCUAAAGUUCAAAUUGCAAACGAAACAAAAUUCCUAAUCACAAAAGAAAGUACGUACAUCAAAACGGGUCGCAGUUUUGAGAAGCUUUUUGACAACCGUCCUGUGGACAAACCGGUGAUUGUGAAUAACUAUCUCAAUACUUUAACCCCGUUCCCGCAUGUUUCUGCUGAGAAGGAGCCCAGCAUUGCGUCCAUGAGCACGCUGUGUCCGGUACAAGAGGGCGACGAGGAUGACGAAACUGACGAAGCUACCCAAACGAACAAUAACCAAGCCAGAAGUAUUGACAGUAAUGGCGUCCCUGAGCCUUUUGACGAUUCUCGCGAACAACCGCAGCUAACCUCACAUCAAGAAAGCUUGGAAACAUCACUGAAGCUAAAAUUCCAGAAGCGUCUGAAACACAAAUUAUUGCGAACGCGCUCGGCUAAUGCUAGUCUCCAAACUCAAAACCAACGCAUGCAUUUUAAGCAAUCAAACUCGGAUCUCAGUUCGUACGCAGACGGCAGUCGUCGAUCUAGACACAACUCGGACACCUCAAGUAUGAUAAGUAUUCCGAGGUCAAGGACGGGUUCAAUCGUCUCCAAUCACCGACCGAGCAUCUCGCUCGGGAUUCCCGCGGACAUCGAAGAGAUAUCGCGAGAUCAGGACAAGCUCGCGAGCGGCAUCACAGCGGAGAAGCCACUCGCCUCGAAUAAACUUGUGUCCAUAUCGAAAGUUGUGCGCGCAGCAAUGACCUUUUCUCGGGUUGCUAGGAAACGCGCGUUGUUGAAAAUGCAGGAGGAAAACUCGUCUGACAGUCACGAGAUUGUGAGACAAGAGCGGAUAAGAAAACUUCAGUCGAGACAGAGUGUGCUAAAUAUCAUUGCUAGUCAGUGGAGUCUUGACAACAAACCGGACGUGAAAAUCGAACAAGUGGAAUAAGCUGUGUUUUCCGCUUAUUGUUUGUUUUUGCUUUAUUUAUAUAAUGCUCAAUUAGAAUCCUGUUUAUUUAUAAUGUAUUAAUCACACAUUUUCCAACUAUUUCUCAAAAAUGUGAAUCGCUGUACAGUGGUUGGAUAUCAUUCAUAGAUAAACAUGUGUUACCACACUUAGAAAACAUAGAUCAUUAUCGUCACCAAUAUUUAAACUUUUUUUUCCGUUUUGUUCAAUUCUGUAUAAUGUCAAUAUUAAUUAAUUGGUAAUCACACUCAUCGUAGAAACGUCUUAGAUAAUGGAGUAAAAAGAAUAUAAAUAAAGCAGAACAAAAUCACAUUAAAGGUGUUUAAGAUAUCGCUUGUAAAUGUUUAAAAUGUUAAAGAGACGUGUAUUAUCUUUUAAUAUUGAAAGUGAACUCACAUUCAUCGAUCAUUCAGAAUUAUUAUUGAAACGUUGUCUCGUGAGUGAUACAUUUCAAAUGAAUCGCUUUGUGAGCUAAAACAGAGUAGUUUGUUUAUUAUAUUGCAAUUCGAGUCAAAUUUUAUUAUAAUUAUAUUAACAUAAAUAUGCAAACGCAAAUUAAUCCAAAUAUAUCGUUAUUUGUUAAUAUUAUUAUUAUAUUAAGCACACUUUCCAAAAUACGUUUUCUUGGAUUUACUUGUUCCAAACAUGUUUCAAAUGAAUCGUCUCCAUGACAAACAUUGUUAACGCAUUCGACCACGGAGUGGGGGGUCGAAGAAUCGAAUCUCGCACAGGUCUUUAUCUGGUAUGUUCUUUUACCUCGACGUUUGUUUUCCUAUUAUCAAAAUGUACAUAGUGCAUUACCGGUACUUGCGGUCAACAGUAAGAUAUAGAGAAUAAACAUUUCGGGUACUGAACUGCGUUUUGCACCCUUACAUAUUUUGUCACAACAAAUAUGUUAAACAAUAAACAUAAAUGACUUCUUUUGAUGUGACGAUUUGUGUUAUCAUAAAAAAAUCCUUCGUUUACAGUUUUCAAGCUAAAUUACGUUCCUACGGAUUAUACUGGAUUUCGCCCAGGCAGUAAUAACCUUCGAGAAGUUAAUUUCUUUACUCCUUUGUCGUUUUACCGAUAUUGAAAGAGUAGAAAAAUAGCAAUUACUUGUAUUUAUAAUAGCUUACACCGGUAACAAAAGCACUUUGAACUUGUUAAAACGCAAUUUAUUUCUCGUUAACGAAAUGUUUGACGCAGACACUGUUUUCAGUAAAGUAAAUACUAAAUUAACCAAUUCAAACCGCAGUAUUUGAGUAAGUGUGUAGUUGUUCGAAAGACAAGUUGAUAAAUGUAAACAGACGACAAUUAGUCCGUUUUGGUGUAACGAAAAGUAAAUAAUGAAACAAUGCGUAUCAUAUUAAGGGCACUAUGACACUUACAGAAGAUAAUUGCGAUAUUUCGGUCGGUUAAUGUAAGUGUGCCAGUUGUAUAAUACAUGUGAACUCCACAGAAAAUAACUUACACCAACUGGAAAUGGCUGUACUUACAACAAAUGUUUGAGGUCGCCGUGGUGUACUGGAUAUGGUGUCCGCUUAGCGACUGGGAGGUCGUGGCUUCGAUACCCACUGUGGGAGCGUUCUUUAGAUCUCCCGCAAAGACACCAAAUACGGGUAAACCAUGGAAACGGACUCGAGAGCGUUUCAAUAAGCCCGAGGCUUUCGAUGCAAUCGAGCUAAUAUAAAUAGGUUUAAACUAAAUAUACAAUUGUAAUCUCGGCAUUUAUUAUCUUUAUUUGUCAGAAUUUAAACCCCAUUUAAGCCUUUUUGAGCUAAAUAUUCACGUACAUGUAUUCGUUCCAAAUUUAUUGAGGGAAAAUGCAUGAUUUUGUGUAGCAGUUAUUACAUCACAUUGAGUUCGUGCUUCGUAAUAAGAUUUCUUAGUUUAUGUCAUACAAUCAAACAUAAUACUCAAUAGUAUGCCUCUAUAUAAAGUUUAAUGAGCUUUUGUCCAGCAUUGAUCUUGAACGUUCCCACUAAACAAUUACGUUUACGUUUGUACUAGAAGAUGUCUGCAUUUAAGUUUAAAUGAUUUUAAAGGGAUCUUUUCACGUUUUGGUAAAUUGACAAAAUUAAAAACUAUUAAUUCAGAUUCGCAAAUUUUCGUCUUAGUUAUGAUAUUUGUGAGGAAAUAGUAAUACUGAACAUUUCCCAUGCUCUUAAAUAUCCAUUAUAUGAAUCUUUUGACGAUUUAAAAACAUGAAAAUUAUAAAGCGUUGCAACGCGAAACGAUUGUAUAAUUUGGAGAGUUUUGUUGUUGUCGUUUAAUUUUGUGACACUACGAGGUUUGCUUAUGUUAAGUAUUAAAUACAACGGUCAUAGUAUUAGCACGGAUGGCGAGUGGUCUAAGCGAUAUGCUUUUUCUCCAGGGGUCAGUGGUUCAUGUGUCAUGUGAAUAUAAUUGUAACAAAAUUACAAAAAGUGUUAUUGAACUUAUGGUUGUGUGCUUUUUAUCAGGAAUGUGUAAACAUAUUAGACCGUAUCGAGAGUUAUUAAAUAAGCAUAAAGAGAUAAAACAGCAUUAUUUAAACAAAUAGACAAAAGGAUCAAUAACUUAUUUUUUUGUAAAAUCAUGUAUUCGUAUCUAAAUCCUAUUGAGCUAUCUUAUAUAUCACGCAUGGCAACUAUUUUUUUUAUAGUUUUACAGUUUAUUUCAUGUGUAUUUUGUUCUUUUCAGGGAGAUUAAAGUAUUUUUGGAAGCACCUUCAAGAGACUUACUGAUAUCUUGAUCAAUGAAAAGUUGUCAUUAUAUAGUUAAUGUUCAAAAGUUUAAAAGACUGUUUAUUUUGUUACCAGAUGGUGCAAGUAUUGCAGUGAAAGAAAACAAUCAUAGCAAACAUUAAAUACACAUUUGACAAUUCAACAAAUUAAACAACAUGUAUUGUUUAUUACUUGGUGCGGUGGUAACAAUCUCUUGCAGCCACUUUCAUGACCGGGUCGAAUGAGUAUUUUCAUGAAACAUCUUACUCUAUUUUCACUUAUUCAGAUUUCAUUUGAAAUUGAGUUCAUGAAGUAUUAAUACAAUUAAAUAUGUUUGUUGGUAUAAUAAACCCCCAAAGCAAAUACUUGUUUGCGAUGAUCAUUUGUUACGUGUUAAUUAGAUCAUUUAUAUGUUUGUAUAGCAAGAUUUGUUACUUUGCGAAUACUGAUGUACUUCUUCAUGUACUUGGUGCUUUAAUUUCUAUUGUAACAUGUGCAUGCUGGUUAUAAAGCAAUGUUAUUAUUAAUGAAGUGUUUAUUUUGAUAUACUUACGAUAUUCAUAUGGAGAUGAUAUUGGAAACUAAAUUAACUUAAUAGACCACAAACAAUCAUCAUUGGAUUUAUAUUGUUAUUUGUUAUGAAACAAUUGUUUUAUUAACAUAUAUACUCAGAUUUUAUAUUCAUCUAAUCAA